CCCCGGCUCGGCCCCACCCCGCUGGGCUCCCGGGUGUAAUCCGCGGCGCCGAGCAAGCUUGUCCCCCCCGCCUCGCGGAGCGCCGCUGCUAGCCACUCUUGGAGAUGGAGCCAAAGAAGAUCACAGACAGGAGAGAGAAAACUAGAAUGGAAAAUACCGGGCCAGCGCCAGCUCCGUUUCCAGACUCAGUGUUCUCCCGAUCCACCAUGGCCAAUGUGGAGUCCAUCAUCCGCAUCCCCCCGUACUACUACAUCCACGUGCUAGACCAGAACAGCAAUGUGUCCCGCGUGGAGAUUGGGCCAAAGACCUACAUCCGGCAGGACAAUGAGAGGAUACUGUUCUCCCCCUCGCCCAUGGUGACUGUCCCUCCACGCCACUACUGUGUAGUGGCCAACCCUGUGUGCCGGGACGGCCAGGGCUCCGUGCUGCUCGACGUCACAGGGCAAGUACGGCUCCGCCACGGUGACCAGGAGAUCCGGCUGGCGCAGGACCCCUUCCCCCUGUACCCAGGGGAGUCGCUAAAGGAGCCCAGCACCCCGCUGCAGGUGGUUCUGCCCAAUACUGCCCUGCAUCUGAAGGCACUGCUGGACUUCGUGGAUAAGAAUGGAGACAAGGUGGUGGCCGGAGAUGAGUGGCUGUUUGAGGGGCCUGGCACGUACAUCCCCCAGAAGGAGGUGGAAGUCGUGGAGACCAUCCAGGCCACCGUCAUCAAACCCAACCAGGCUCUGCGGCUGAGGGCCCGCAAGGAGUGCUGGGACCGGGAUGGCAAGGAGAGAGUGACAGGAGAAGAGUGGCUGGUCCGCUCAGUGGGUGCGUAUCUCCCGGCGGUGUUUGAGGAAGUUCUGGAUUUGGUGGAUGCUGUGAUCCUUACAGAAAAGACAGCCUUGCACCUCCGGGCUCUCCAGAACUUCCAGGACUUGCGGGGAGUGGCCCGCCGCACUGGAGAGGAAUGGCUGGUCACGGUGCGAGACGCCGCAGCCCACGUGCCGGAUGUGUACGAGGAGGUGCUGGGGGUUGUGCCCAUCACGACCUUGGGUCCCCGCCACUACUGUGUGGUCCUCGACCCUGUGGGACCAGAUGGCAAGAACCAGCUAGGACAGAAGCGCGUCAUCAAGGGCGAGAAGUCCUUUUUCCUGCAGCCUGGCGAGAGGCUGGAGCGAGGCAUCCAGGAUGUGUAUGUGCUGUCCGAGCAGCAGGGCCUGCUGCUGAAGGCGCUGCAGUCCCUGGAGGAGGGCGAGGAGGGCGAGGAGGGCCCACACCAGGCCGGGGACCACUGGCUCAUCCGAGGGCCCCUGGAGUACGUGCCGUCGGCCAAGGUGGAGGUGGUGGAGGAGCGCCAGGCCAUCCCUCUGGAUGAGAACGAGGGCAUCUACGUGCAGGAUGUCAAGACUGGGAAGGUGCGCGCUGUGAUCGGAAGCACCUACAUGCUGGACCAGGACGAGGUCCUGUGGGAGAAGGAGCUGCCUCCUGGGGUGGAGGAGCUGCUGAGCAAGGCGCAGGACCCCCUGGCCGACAGGGGCAUGACAGACAGCACCAGCACCCUUCCUCCCUCCGCCGCCCGGAACAAGACCCGCGUGGUCAGCUACCGUGUGCCGCACAAUGCGGCCGUGCAGGUGUACGACUACAGAGCCAAGCGGGCCCGUGUGGUCUUUGGGCCAGAACUGGUGUCGCUGGGUCCCGAGGAGCAGUUCACUGUGUUGUCCCUCUCGGCAGGGCGGCCCAAACGGCCCCAUGCCCGCCGGGCACUCUGCCUGCUGCUUGGGCCUGACUUCUUCACAGAUGUCAUCACCAUCGAGACUGCAGAUCACGCCAGGCUGCAGCUGCAGCUUGCCUACAACUGGCAUUUUGAACUGAGCGACCGGAAUGACCCUCAGGAGGUGGCCAAGCUCUUCUCAGUGCCUGACUUCGUGGGCGACGCGUGCAAGGCCAUUGCAUCCCGUGUGCGGGGGGCUGUGGCCUCCGUCAGCUUCGAUGACUUCCAUAAGAACUCGGCCCGCAUCAUCCGUGCUGCUGUCUUUGGCUUUGAGACCUCCGAAGCCAGGGGCCCUGAUGGCUUGGCCAUGCCCAGGCCCAGGGACCGGGCCCUCUUCCCCCAAAAUGGGCUGGUGGUCAGCAGCGUAGAUGUGCAGUCGGUGGAGCCUGUGGACCAACGGACCCGGGAUGCCUUACAGCGCAGCGUCCAGCUGGCCAUUGAGAUCACCACCAACUCCCAGGAGGCAGCGGCCAAGCAUGAGGCUCAGAGGCUGGAGCAAGAAGCCCGUGGACGGCUGGAACGGCAGAAGAUCCUCGACCAGUCAGAAGCCGAGAAGGCGCGCAAGCAACUCUUGGAGCUUGAGGCCAUGAGCGUGGCUGUGGAGAGCACUGGGUCUGCCAAGGCUGAGGCUGAGUCACGGGCGGAGGCUGCGCGGAUUGAGGGAGAAGGUUCCGUGCUGCAGGCCAGGUUGAAGGCGCAGGCCCUGGCCAUUGAGACGGUGAGAGGGGCUACCGGGGAAGGGCGUGGGACCCAGCUCUACGGCCAUUACGGCCACUGGAUGGACAGUGGUGUACCCGGGCUGUUCACCCUGCUGGCUGAGUCUGCAGCUCCGGGCCAGUCCCUGGGCCUGAAGUCCACCCUCAUCACCGACGGCUCCACUCCCAUCAACCUCUUCAACACCGCUUACGGGCUGCUGGGGUUUGGGGCUGACAGUCAGCCCCCAAAGGCUGGGGGGGUCCUCCUGGAUGGCUCGUCUUCCCAGGCCCCUGGAGGCAACCACGUUGUGCCUCACUAGGUCUGCACUGAAAGUAGGCCAGUAAAACCAGUGUAUCUGAGCAUCUAACCCUUUUCUGGGAGGGGACGUGGGUCAAUGCCGGGGCAGUUCCCUGGUAUACACUAGGCCCCGGGGUUGAUCCCCAGUACCACUAAAUAAAAAGUCACUAUAUCAAACAAAAUAAUCCUUUUUU
Octodon degus (degu) is the source of this 2940-nucleotide messenger RNA. It is a transcript of the gene Mvp, whose product is annotated as major vault protein. Gene Ontology annotation, cellular component: nucleus; cytoplasm. The coding region runs from base 105 to 2768 and encodes 887 amino acids. NCBI's taxonomy places the organism in Eukaryota, Metazoa, Chordata, Mammalia, Rodentia, Octodontidae. The record is from RefSeq and is a predicted model, not a curated record. The transcript is spliced from 16 exons.